Messenger RNA from Prunus avium (sweet cherry), 1026 nucleotides. NCBI's taxonomy places the organism in Eukaryota, Viridiplantae, Streptophyta, Magnoliopsida, Rosales, Rosaceae. The record is from RefSeq and is a predicted model, not a curated record.
AUGAUGACAAACCAGAAGCACCUUCUAUCUUUCUUCUUCAUUCUUUCGUUGGCCGGGCUUGGGAGUAUCCAGCUUUCAAUGGCAAAGGAGGUGAUACGAAUACCAGUUGGGGUAGUUCUUGACUUGAAUUCCUCUGUUGGAGCGAUUGCAGAGAGCUAUAUGACCAUGGCACUCUCAGAUUUUUAUGCUAAGCAUGCUCAUUAUCGAACAAGGCUUGAUCUUCGCACCCGGGAUUCAGCGGACGAUAUUGUUACUGCAGCAUCUGAAGCCUGGUAUAUGAUGAAGAAAGAAAAAGUGCAGGCCAUCAUUGGACCUCAAAGGUCAGCAGAAGCAAAGUUUGUGAUGGAGCUUGGCAGAAAGGCUAAGGUUCCCAUCAUUUCAUUCUCUGCCACCAGUCCCUCUCUUUCUCCAUCUCGUAGCCCAUUUUUUGUCCGGACAGCCUUUGAUGACUCUGCUCAAGUAAAAGCCAUAGCUGCCAUCAUUGAAGCUUAUAGCUGGUUGGAAGUUGUUCUCGUCUAUGAAGACACUGAUUAUGGCAAUGGUUUAAUUCCGUAUCUGGUGGACGCUAUCCAGGAGGUUGGUGCUCGAGUACCUUACAGAAGUGUCAUUCCUCCAUCUUCUAAUGAUGCUGAAAUUAGAAGGGAGAUUGGCAGGUUAAACUCAACUUCAACAAGAAUAUUUCUGGUGCAUAUGACUGCCUCCCUUGGGUCCAAAUUCUUCAUACUAGCAAAGAAGAUAGGUAUGAUGAGCGAAGGGUAUGCAUGGAUUGUUACAGAAGGGCUAUCAACUUUGUUAGAUCCUGUGAGUUCGGAAGCCAUGGAUUCAAUGGAAGGUGUGUUGGGAGUAAGGCCACAUAUACCAAUGACAAAAUGUCUUGAAGACUUCAUGAUAAGAUGGAAAAAACCAAACAAGAUGACUGCAGGCCUAAACCUCUUUGGAUUAUGGGCAUAUGAUACAGUUUGGGCACUGGCAAUGGCGGUGGAGAAAGUGGGAACAACAAGUUCUAGUUGGUCAAGGGACAGUUAG